CCCAAUCAGAAAAUGCCACGGAAUACUUAACUCUAGUUACAUACACAUUCUUUAGAACCCUUAACUAUUUUGAUGUAUGUAUGGUUGAUGUACCAGUUUAUACACCCUAUAUGUCUCUCAGCAGCAGGUGAUAGAUUGGGCAAAAAUUGAAGGGAAAAUGGAUGUGACAGUCACAGGUUCGAUGAUUGUUAAGCCUGUAAAAUCCACUCCAUCUCACCAGCUAUGGGUUUCAAAUAUUGAUUUAGUUAUGGUUAGAGGCCAUUCUCCAGUUGCUUAUAUUUACAGAGCGCCUCCCAAUGGAGAUUCCGAUGUGGCUGAAAUACUGAGAGACGCGCUUUCUAAGGUGUUGAUGGAUUUUUAUCCGCUGGCGGGCAGAUUGGUUGUCGACGCUUCUGGUAGAAUCGCUGUUGACUGUAAUGGCGAGGGCGCUCUGUUUGUGCAAGCAGUGACCGACUCAUCAAUCGAUGAUUUUGGGUAUUUCACCUCCCCUGCACAACUCACAACUUUGGUUCCCUCUGCCACUUAUGAGAAUGGUAUCACUACAUUUCCUCUGCUUAUGAUUCAGGUAACCAAGUUCAAAUGUGGAGGGUUCGCUUUAGGAACGGCGAUACAACAUAUCUUAUCAGAUGGUGCAUCUUCUCUACAUUUUGUGAACAGCUUGUGUGAUGUAGCUCGGGGAUUGCAGGUACAUUUACUUCCUCAUUUAGAUCGCAGCCCACUUCGAUCUCGAAAUCCUCCCAUAGUGAGCUUUUCUCACCAAGAAUAUGCACCACCUCCAACCCUCCUCCACCAAGAAAAGGAUGAUGAAAAGGCCACAGUUGGAGCGUUCAAUCUUAGUAAAGCGCAAGUUAGUGACCUAAAAGCCAAGGCAAGGGACAACCCUCUUAACAAGACCUACUCCACGUUCGUGAGCCUGGCUGCCCAUAUUUGGAAAUGUUGUACCACAGCACGAGGUUUGGUCGAAAACCAGAGAUCCAAACUCUACAUUCCUGUAGACGGAAGAGAUCGUUUGUCCAAACCACCAUUGCCUUGUGGGUAUUUUGGCAACGCCGUUUUUAUGGCCACCCCAAUAGCCAUUGCAGGAGAAAUCGUAUCUAAUCCUCUGUGGUACAGUGCUGAAAAGAUUCAUGAGUCGAUAGCCAAGAUAGAUGAUGAAUAUCUACGGUCUGGGUUGGACUUCCUGGAGUUACAACCAGAUUUAAAUGUUGUUGUGAGAAGGAACGAUAUGUUUAAGUGUCCUAAUUUGUGUAUCAAUAGUUGGACGGGUUUGCCCUUCUAUGAUGCAGAUUUUGGUUGUGGUAGCCCAAGCGUGAUGGGACCUGCAGCAACUCCUCCAGAAGGACAUUGUCGCAUUUUGCCAGUCCCUACAAAAGAUGGGAGUGUGUCCGUUUGCUUGGGAUUAUUGAGUGAUCAUCUGGUGAAAUUUGGCAAGCUACUUCAUGAGUUUUGAAGUAUGAACUGUAGUAUGAUAGGAUUUGAUUUCGUUCCAAAAGGAUUUAAAAAACACGUUUUGACAUUGGGCACUAAUAAAAUUGAAGGAAAUGUUUAUUGAAAGAA
Molecule: messenger RNA, 1557 nt
Organism: Cryptomeria japonica (Japanese cedar)
Lineage: Eukaryota; Viridiplantae; Streptophyta; Pinopsida; Cupressales; Cupressaceae
Product: shikimate O-hydroxycinnamoyltransferase
Exons: 2
Coding region: 158-1450 (430 amino acids)
Molecular function (GO): acyltransferase activity, transferring groups other than amino-acyl groups
Source: RefSeq, a predicted model, not a curated record